CUUCCGUUAGUAAAGGGCGGAAAGUUGCUUCUUUUAUCGAUCAUCGCAAACCCUAUUUUGUGCUCCGAGAAAAUUUCCCGCAUCCCAUCUCAAUUCGCUUCCUCUCCUUCUCCCCGGAGAUGGCCGCCAACUUCUGGACCUCGUCGCACUACAAGCAGCUCCUCGACCCCGACAAGGUCGACGUGGUCCAGCGCCUCGAUAAGGAGAAGGGCGUCACCUUGGAGGAGUUCCGGCUCAUCAAGAUCCACAUGAGCCUCCAAAUUUGGAAGUUGGCUUUACAAGUUAAAGUGAGGCAAAGGGUUAUAGCAACUGCAAUUACAUAUCUCAGACGUGUGUAUACAAGGAAGAGCAUGACCGAAUAUGAUCCGCGCCUAGUUGCACCAACUUGCUUGUACCUGGCAUCGAAAGUAGAGGAGAGCACCGUGCAGGCUAGACUCCUUGUAUUUUACAUCAAAAAAAUGUAUGCAGGUGCAACAAGUUCAGAUGAAAAAUACCGCUUUGAAAUCAAGGACAUUCUUGAAAUGGAAAUGAAGGUUCUGGAAGCCCUUGAUUAUUAUUUAGUUGUUUUUCACCCUUAUCGUCCACUCCUUCAGUUGUUGCAGGAUGCUGGUAUAACAGAUCUGACCCAGGUUGCCUGGGGUCUUGUAAAUGAUACCUACAAGAUGGAUCUGAUUCUUAUACACCCUCCCCAUAUGAUUGCUUUAGCCUGCAUAUACAUUGCUUGUGUUCUCAAAGACAAGGACUUGACCACAUGGUUUGAGGAACUCCGUGUCGACAUGAACAUUGUCAAAAAUAUUUCCAUGGAAAUAUUGGAGUUCUUCGAGUAUUGCAGGCUCGACUCCAAAGGUAAUAUCCUCAUCCCGGAGGACAGGAUCAAUGCAGCCCUGAACAAGGUGGCGGCAAAACCCUGAUUGGUGCUAAUGAAUGCAUAUUGGAGGUGCAAUUACUUACCCAUAGGGCAAUCUGAAAAGCCAUUAUUGGAGAUACAGAUAUAUGUAUCUGUUGGCUAAAACUAUGGAUAUGUAUUUGGCCUGAUGUGCCAAUAUUUGACAACUCGAGGACAUGUAAUCCUUGUGACUUGUAAAAGUAGCUUAUAUUUAUAUUGCUCAAGUGAAACUUAAAUCUUU
Messenger RNA from Musa acuminata subsp. malaccensis (wild Malaysian banana), 1127 nucleotides. RefSeq names its product cyclin-C1-1. The record is from RefSeq and is a predicted model, not a curated record. Gene Ontology annotation, cellular component: mediator complex; nucleus. Lineage: Eukaryota; Viridiplantae; Streptophyta; Magnoliopsida; Zingiberales; Musaceae. Gene Ontology annotation, biological process: positive regulation of transcription by RNA polymerase II. Gene Ontology annotation, molecular function: cyclin-dependent protein serine/threonine kinase regulator activity.